Molecule: messenger RNA, 1236 nt
Organism: Penicillium daleae
Lineage: Eukaryota; Fungi; Ascomycota; Eurotiomycetes; Eurotiales; Aspergillaceae
Product: zinc-dependent alcohol dehydrogenase family protein
Exons: 3
Coding region: 1-1236 (411 amino acids)
Molecular function (GO): oxidoreductase activity
Source: RefSeq, a predicted model, not a curated record
AUGUCAAACAUCCAAGUCACCACCCGCCGAGCCUUUCGUCGAACCGAUGACUACACCCCCGGCACACCCAAGUUGAAGCUCGUGCAAGAGGCUCUACCAUUACCUCUCGCACCAACUUCGGUAUUGGUCAAAGUAUACGCUGUCGCUAUCAAUUACAGAGACGCCAAUAUCGCCAACGGAGGAAACCCAUGGCCAGUUCUGCCAAAUGGUAUUCUCUGCAACGAUGCUGCUGGCGAGAUCAUAGCCGUGGGUGAGAAGGUGAAGGCCUUGGCCAUCGGGGACAGGGUCGGGCCCAUCACUGAUACUGACAAUAUCUCGGGGCGGGAAGUGGGACGAUCUUGGCUUGCUGCAGACGAGGAUGGUGUUAUGGCAAACCAUAUUAUAUUCGACGAGGCUGUCUUUUGCAAGCUCCCAGACUAUCUUGACUGGACAAGUGCUGCGACGAUUCCUUGUGCGGGAGUCACUGCGUGGUCGGCCUUGAAGGGUAUGAGUAUAGGACAGGCAGUGCUCAUUCAAGGGACCGGUGGCGUGAGUAUGUUUGCCAUGAAACUUGCACGAGCUGCCGGGCUGAGGGUUGUGCUCAGCUCGUCGAGUGAUAGGAAACUCCAGCAAAUGAGAGACAAGUUCUCCAGCCCACCCAUUCUGACAGUCAACUAUGCGACCAACCCAGAUUGGCACAAUCAGGUUUUAGAGCUUACCGGCGGUGUGGGUGUUGACAUUGUUGUCGAAAAUGGAGGGACCGGAUCUUUGGUCAAGAGCAUGAAAUGUACCCGGCGUGGUGGUAUCGUCAGUCAAGUUGGGUAUCUUGCCAAGCAGAACCCUAUGGACCUUGCCGAGCUAGUGCCGACCAUUAUUGAUCGUCGAAUCAUCCUGAGGGGUAUCAACGCAGGGUCGAAGUAUGACAUGGAAGACUUCUGUGCUGCUCUGUCGGCUUGUCAGACACCGCUGGAUGAUCUUAUUGAUAAAGUUUCUCCCUUUGAACAAGCCGAGGAGGCGGUUCAAUAUGUCUGGGGGGGAAGCAGAUUGGAAAGGUUGUCCUCAAGCUUUAGACCUUUCCAAGAUAACCAUAUAGACAUUCCGAGAGUGAGGGCCUGGCUAUUCCUUACCACCUACAAUAAUCAUAUGAUCGACAAUCCCACAAAUUUUACUGGAAAGAAGUUUAAUUCAAAAGAGCGACUAUCAAUAAACCCCAAACGCACAUCAUGUAUCCUCCAAGGGUAUCAACGUAAGUCGUAA